Spodoptera littoralis (African cotton leafworm) is the source of this 675-nucleotide messenger RNA. NCBI's taxonomy places the organism in Eukaryota, Metazoa, Arthropoda, Insecta, Lepidoptera, Noctuidae. The record is from the annotation of a GenBank genome assembly.
AUGUAUUCUGUAUAUCCGUGUAACACAAUACAGGUGAAACGCGAGCAGCAUCACAAAGCAAGGCAGCAGCAGGAGCAAGGUGAUCCCGAGGCGCCACAGUUAGAUGAACUCAUACCUGACAAACUAGCCCGGCCCCUACUGAUGCUGCAGAGCAUAAAGCGCGCGCACCGACUGGACGCGGCGCACCAUCACCUGCACGACUGCUUGCUCCGGUUCCAGGGCUGGCUGGACGACAACCUCGCCAGCCUCAACCCCGCCGUCGCCGCCGUUAUCACCAAGGAAAUUGAACCGAUGGUGCGCGGGCGCAGCACGGUGGAGAUGGCGGAACAGUUCGUGUCGCAGCCGGGCGCGGCGCGCUGCCAGGCGAGCGCGCUGAGCGCGGCGCGCGCGCUGCGCCGCCACCUGCCGCCGCGCGCGCUGCAGGCGCUGCAGCUCGCCACCUCGCUCGACUACCCCGACCUCUCCAUACAGGGUUGUGUAGACGUGUUAGACAGUCUACGAGACGGCGACUUCGGGCCGUGCGAGAAAGAGAUAGAGCAAUAUAUCGAAGCGUGUCGCAAGAAGUUCCCGUACGCCAUCGCGUUCAAGCCGGCGUCGGAGCUGAGCGAGCUGGCCGACGACCACGUGGCGGACGACGCCCCGCCUCAACCGAAAGAGAUCGCCGUCAACAACUGA